CGUUUGGCCCCGCCCACUAUCAGGGCGGUACUGUACAUGGCGGCUGCCUGUCACUGAGGGGGAUGUGGAGCGGCCUGAUGCCGGCCGGGGCUCGGGAGAGCGACCUGUCCGAGGAGGAGGAGGAGGCCGGGGUGGCCGGGCAGGAGGAAGAGGAGGCCGGGGUGGCCGAGAGCUGCGUCACUAAGUUCUUGGAUCUUCAGAAGAAGCGACGCGAGUUACAGGCUGAAUGUGCGCGCAGAGAGAGGAGGACGCGGCGCAGGAGAGGGAAAUGUAAGCGUCGGCAGUCGGAAGAUCUGAAGAGGGACCACAGUCCAGGUCCGGACAAGAUGUCGCCUCUGGAUACUCUACAGAAAUACUUUGGGAAUAACGACCACCUGGAGCCUCCGGUGUGCCAGAAGAUCCUGAAAAAGUCACGCCUCGAGGACAGUUUGGACCAAGCAUUGCAGAAUGGAGACAUUGAAGUGGCGGAGCAACUUAGCGACAGGCUGGCGACCCGUGAGAUUGCGGUGAAGAUCACCAAAGCCGCGUCCUGUCACAGGUAUGUGACCGCCAAGGAGGAGCAAGAAUCCGGGCAGGCGAAUGAGAAGAGGCAAAAGCCGAUGGUCUGGGGGUUUGAGGCCAAGAAGAGAUGGGAAACCAAAAGCAACAUGGGGUACAUGUAGCGGAGGGAGCAGCGCCGGCGUCCCAGGGGGUGGGAGAUCUGCGCCCAUUACUGGCCCACCCACAAUCCAGAUAUUCCUGGGACCGCCCUUACACACUGGGUGUGGCCUCAGUAUAAGUGGGCGUGUCCUCAGUAUAAGUGGGUGUGACCUCAGUAUAAGUGGGUGUGGCCUCAGUAUAAGUGGGUGUGGCCUCAGUAUAAGUGGGCGUGUCCUCAGUAUAAGUGGGUGUGACCUCAGUAUAAGUGGGUGUGGCCUCGCCCCACAUUUGCUAUAGCAGUGUUUGUGCUUUGUGUGAUGUCAGCCAGGUUUCUAUCAUGCGGUGAUAUGGGAAGUGACACUGGAACCUGUUCAGUCCCUGUAUCCGGCGCUGUGAUGUCAGCGGGCGCAGGACGGGAAUCGGUAACAGACCUAACAAUAGCAAAGUAAGAAAUCCAUCCGUUACCGUUAUUCUGUCCCCCAUUAUACAAUAAACGUCAUUAUUUUUCCAUGAAA
Molecule: messenger RNA, 1154 nt
Organism: Pseudophryne corroboree (corroboree frog)
Lineage: Eukaryota; Metazoa; Chordata; Amphibia; Anura; Myobatrachidae
Gene: FAM204A
Product: family with sequence similarity 204 member A
Exons: 7
Coding region: 63-662 (199 amino acids)
Source: RefSeq, a predicted model, not a curated record